Carassius auratus (goldfish) is the source of this 3144-nucleotide messenger RNA. RefSeq names its product hyaluronan and proteoglycan link protein 1-like. NCBI's taxonomy places the organism in Eukaryota, Metazoa, Chordata, Actinopteri, Cypriniformes, Cyprinidae. Gene Ontology annotation, cellular component: synapse; perineuronal net. Gene Ontology annotation, biological process: cell adhesion; skeletal system development; positive regulation of neuroblast proliferation. Gene Ontology annotation, molecular function: hyaluronic acid binding. The coding region runs from base 369 to 1430 and encodes 353 amino acids. The transcript has 5 exons. The record is from RefSeq and is a predicted model, not a curated record.
AGCUCAUUGUAAUGUCCUAACUUAUCUGUCACAGGAGAGGGCACUGCAUCUGCGAGUCCUCAUUGUUAUCAGCAGUGGCUUCCUGGUAUGCGUAAUGACUGUUUGCAGGCUGGGUCUGGGGGGGUUGGCUACUCUGCAGAGCAGUUCUGCUGACUGCAGUAGAGAGGAACUACCUCAGUGCGUCAGCACUCUGAAAUGAGUGAAGAAAAACCGAAUCAAUCAGAGUGACUGCGGAGAGAGAGGGAGAGAAGACUACACAUUCUAAUCCUGAUCUUUUGUGUAGCCGUCCUUACAUGUGCUAGUGGCCGGGAGCACACGCUCCUUAAGAUGUGAAGUACCCCCCAACGCCCCCGGUGCUAUAAAUCAAGAUGACCUUCCUUCUUUUUUUCCUCUUGGUCCUCUCUAAGAGCCGAGCUGACAGCUUUGAAGAUGCAUACAGUGACCUGGAACACUACAGGACUAUAUACAUCUCAGAAAAUGGCCCCAGACUCUCAGUUGACACAGCACAACCUAAAGUAAUCUCUCAACGUGGUGGCAAUGCCACCCUGCAGUGCACGUUCAACCGGGAUCCCUCAUCUCCCCCAAAUCCCAAACUGAGGAUUAAAUGGACUAAACUGACUUCAGAUUAUCUGAAGGAAAUUGAUGUGUUUGUAGCUAUGGGUUUCCACAAAAAGAGCUAUGGUCGAUUCCAUGGCCGUGUACAUCUGCAGGAUGCUGGCAAGAAUGAUGCUUCACUAGUUAUCACUGACAUCACUCUGGAGGAUUAUGGGAAAUAUAAGUGUGAAAUCAUUGAUGGCUUGGAGGAUGAUACAGUAGUUGUGUCACUUGACCUGCAAGGCAUUAUUUUCCCAUAUUUUCCUCGACUGGGUCGUUACAACCUGAACUUCGCUGAUGCUGAGAAAGCUUGCCGAGACCAGGAUGCCAUUGUGGCAUCUUUUGACCAGCUGUACGAUGCAUGGAGAGAUGGGUUGGAUUGGUGCAAUGCAGGGUGGCUCAGUGAUGGAUCGGUGCAAUAUCCCAUCACCAAACCCAGAGAGCCAUGUGGAGGCAAAAACACCAUUCCAGGUGUGAGGAAUUAUGGGAUGCGUGACAAGCAAAAGGAAAGAUAUGAUGUCUUCUGUUUCACCUCUAACCACAAAGGACGUUUUUAUUAUUUGAUACACCCUUUCAAACUUAAGUAUGAUGAGGCAGUGCGGGCAUGUCAAAAGGAUGGUGCUCAGAUUGCCAAAGUCGGGCAGAUGUACGCAGCGUGGAAGCUGCUGGGCUAUGACCGCUGUGACGCAGGCUGGCUGGCAGACGGCAGUGUACGCUACCCAAUCUCAAAACCACGCAGACGCUGCAGUCCCACGGAGGCUGCUGUCCGCUUCUCUGGAUUCCCAGACAAGAAGCACAAACUCUACGGCGUCUACUGCUACAAGAGUGACAACUGAGUGUACCAACUGUAUAACUCAAGAACUAAGCGUAAUAAUGUAAGGAGUUCGUUUGAGUGCAUUAAAACUGUGACAAAGCCUCUAGAUACUGUAAUACAGAAGGAUUUGAAUAUAAAAUAAGUGACUGGCAAUUGUUUGAAGCAAAGAUUCUGUAGGAUUAGGCACCGCAGGUGCCCUCUUCCUUCAAAAUCAGGACUUUGCUACAAGACAGCAACAGGACAGGAAUAGUAUAUAUUGGGUCGGCAGAAAUUAUAGCUACUGGUUCCAGGUCUGAAUGAUCCUAUACAGUACAGCAGUGCUGAAGGAAGAGAUGUUUGGUGAGAAUGAGGAAGAAAUUCACACUGUGCUCUUCCAUUUAGCAUGCAGUAGCUUGACGGAUGUUUUAGAACAGAAUGACAGCAAAACUUAAAUACUUUGAACUGAUACCUAUGGGCACUUAGUUUAUCAUUCAAGAACAUCAUAUUCCAUAUAAAUAGCAUGUGUAAAUAUAUUUUCUGCUAACAGGAAAACAAAUUCAAUGGAAGUGCUAAACACCAUACAGUACAGCCAUGGCACAAUGAACAAUUUUUUCUUUUGCCAUCCUUACAGGGUGCUAUAUUGUAUUAUUUUCUCAAAGCAUACCUUUUAAUAUUUAGUUUUAUGUGUGGACCAAAUCCAAAUGUUGAGUCAUAAGUUGCAUUGCUAAAAAACAAAACAUUGUUCUGUGAUUUUUUUUUAACUAUUGAAAUAUACAAGUAGAGUGUUUAUAAAUGUAUGUUAAUUAUCUUGAAAUUAUGCAUUUAUAAAAUGCCUCCCCUACAAUGCAAUGUAAGAAAUUAAGAGCUCCAUUGUAUCGACCUCAUCACUGUCAAACAUUAUGUGCAUUCAGGACAAUGACGAAUUCUGUUGGUCAUUCCACAGACAUAAUAACAAAACCAUUGUGUUUGUUUUCUAGAUUUUGUUUUUAGUAUUUCUGAUCAAUUCAUGAAACCACAGAAAACCGAAUCCACAAACACAGCCCAUAGCAAUGGUGCCAAAUGAGUAGUUUUGGUCUAUGCAUGUUACUGUUUACAAAUAGCCAGAUUGAAGUGAUAAAAAAGACAACAGUGCUAAUGAUCACUUUGUGUUAGUUAGUAAGAGAAAAACAGCAUAAUGAACUUAAUUUUCUAUUGUUGAAAAAAAAAGACGCAAGAAAAUAAUGGCACAACAAAAAAGUGCAUAGUUAGCAUGCUGCAUUCAGUUGUUAUUAAUCUAUGAAGCAGUAGACCUUCAGAAGAACAUGUCAAAGCCAUGGCAUUUGGAAAUUAACCCUUAAAACAGACUGCCAAGCGAAGACAAAAACAACUUGAUGUUUUAUUCUUAUUAUUACCAUUAUAGCCUCAACAUAGCCAAUUUAGAACUCAAGGUUAUGCGUUUCAGCCACUACACUAAAUGACAACAUCCACGGGGGGAAAAAAGGAAAAAUAAAGUUGUGUUGUGUAAGUGUCGUUUCAAAAUAUUGUAUUCACGUUCAUUUCAUCAUUCAUGUUGUUUGGACUCUGGCAACUGUAGGUGUGCCUUGUUUACAAAUCUUCAAAAUCAGUUUUAGAACUGAAUGUUUAGACAUGUCUUUAUUGACAAUGUUAACUUUUUUCCUCUUGUUUCAUGUAAAUAAAGUAUAAUUAAAGGGAUAAUUUGACUGUAUCAAUGUGGAAACCCCCCUUGACCCAAAAAAAUAAACAAUCAGUCAAAUAUG